Malassezia globosa CBS 7966 is the source of this 810-nucleotide messenger RNA. RefSeq lists its product as uncharacterized. Lineage: Eukaryota; Fungi; Basidiomycota; Malasseziomycetes; Malasseziales; Malasseziaceae. The record is from RefSeq and is a predicted model, not a curated record. Gene Ontology annotation, molecular function: alpha-1,2-mannosyltransferase activity. Gene Ontology annotation, cellular component: membrane; Golgi apparatus. Gene Ontology annotation, biological process: protein N-linked glycosylation; cell wall mannoprotein biosynthetic process. The transcript has a single exon. Bases 1 to 810 code for a protein of 269 amino acids.
AUGACUCGUGCACCGGUCUAUUUCGGCUUGGUUCCAAAGGAACACUGGAGCUACCCAAGCUGGAUCGACCAGGAGAAGGCGGCUAGAGAACGAGAGAAGAUGGGAGAACAAGGUAUUAUUUACGGCGACUCAGAGUCGUACCGUCACAUGUGCCGUUUCCAAAGUGGCUUUUUCUUUGAGCAUCCACUCACGUAUGAGCUUGGACUUGAAUACUACUGGCGUGUCGAGCCUGGUGUGCAUCUGACAUGUGAUGUGGACUUUGAUCCUUUCGUAUUUAUGCAAUUAAACAACAAAGCGUAUGGCUUCACCAUUAGUGUCCACGAAUUUGAGGAUACAAUCAAAUCUCUCUGGCCUGAGACAAUCAAGUUCGUUCUGAAGCAUCCCGAAUACAUUGCACCUGAUAAUGCGCGGCAUUUCGUACUGCAGGAAGAGCGCGAUUUCGCGGAGACAGAAUACAAUCUGUGUCACUUCUGGAGCAACUUUGAGAUUGGUGACCUGCGCUUCUUCCGCGGGAAGCAGUACAAGGAAUACUUUGACCAUCUAGACAAAGCGGGUGGCUUCUUUUAUGAGCGCUGGGGCGAUGCGCCGGUGCACAGCAUUGCUGCUGCGCUCUUUCUGAACCGAUCACAAAUCUACCACUUCGAAGACAUUGGCUACUACCAUGCUCCAUGGGGCCAUUGUCCAUACAAUCGGGAGAAGUUUCACAAUAAUGGGAAAUGCUCCUGCAACCCAGAAGAGUCAUUUGACCGAGAUGGAUGGUCCUGCACGGCUCUAUGGUGGGAAACGUCCUAUGAGGGUGAUCCUGUCUAG